Molecule: messenger RNA, 408 nt
Organism: Capsicum annuum
Lineage: Eukaryota; Viridiplantae; Streptophyta; Magnoliopsida; Solanales; Solanaceae
Product: protein translation factor SUI1 homolog
Exons: 2
Coding region: 1-408 (135 amino acids)
Source: RefSeq, a predicted model, not a curated record
AUGAAUAGAGAUUCGGGACCAUCUUUUAGUCUUGGAAUCUGUCAAUUAGACAAUAUCAAACAAUAUGAAGAAGUUGUAAACUUUGUUCCUAAUGUUUUUGACAACGAACCUGAUGGUUUUAACCAAAAUAGAUCUAAGCAUAGAAACGAUCCAUUUACGAUGAAGAAAUUGCGUGAAAAGCAUGCCAAAAAGACUAAGAAAAAGGUGCAUGUCUUUAAGAAAAGAGGAUUUAACAGUUCUGAAGAUAAAGUUCCUGCCAAAAGAAGAAUAGUUGUUGAAGUUAUUUGCAGAGAUGAGCCUCCAAAUGAUAAGGAGCUUGGCAAAGUGAUACAAUUUCAAGGCAGUCAAAGAAAGAAUGUUUCUCAUUUCUUUGUGACUGUUGGUGUUGUCAAGAUUCAUGGUUUCUAA